Rhizophagus irregularis DAOM 181602=DAOM 197198 is the source of this 1597-nucleotide messenger RNA. RefSeq lists its product as uncharacterized. Gene Ontology annotation, cellular component: cytoplasm. Gene Ontology annotation, molecular function: allantoinase activity; cobalt ion binding; zinc ion binding. NCBI's taxonomy places the organism in Eukaryota, Fungi, Glomeromycota, Glomeromycetes, Glomerales, Glomeraceae. The record is from RefSeq and is a predicted model, not a curated record. Gene Ontology annotation, biological process: purine nucleobase catabolic process; allantoin catabolic process.
UUCAUUUAGUUGACAACUUCUUUCUUACUAAAAUGGCAUCUAAUCAAAAUAAUAAUUUAAUGAUUAUUAGCAGUUCUCGAAUUAUUUUACCAUAUUCAACUGAACCUACGCCUGGUACAAUUGAAAUUGAUAAAAGUACAGGAAAAAUCAUUAAAAUUCAUCCUUAUAAAUUAUCGAUUAAUGAUUACAAUGAAGAACAAUUUCUGGAUGUUGGAAAUAACGUUGUUAUGCCUGGUGUAAUUGAUGCUCAUGUGCACUUAAAUGAACCUGGUAGAACCCAAUGGGAGGGAUUUGAAACAGGGACAAAAGCUGCUGCAGCCGGUGGUGUAACAACCGUAAUUGACAUGCCAUUAAAUUCGAUUCCUCCUACUACUAGUGUUAGUAAUUUACAAGAAAAGAUUAAUGCGGCAAGAGGAAAGUGUUGGGUAGAUGUCGGUUUUUUUGGAGGUGUAAUUCCUGGAAACCAGGAUGAAUUGGUUCCAUUAAUAAAAGCAGGUGUAAAAGGAUUCAAAGGCUUUUUGAUAGAUAGCGGAGUCGAUGAAUUUCCUCGUGUAAAUGAACAAGAUGUUCGAAAAGCUUUUGAAAAGUUACAGGGACAAGAUUCAUUUUUAAUGUUUCAUGCUGAAAUGGAAGGAAGUAAUACGAAUAUUCUUGAAACAGAAUCAAAAGAAUAUUAUGAACAAAUUCCUCCAAAUAAUUAUGAAAAAUUUUUAUUGAGUAGACCACAAUCACUUGAAUUAAAUGCUAUAUCAUUAAUAAUAGAUCUUACUAAACAAUAUAAAAAUAAUGUUAAAACUCAUAUUGUGCAUUUAUCUGCUUCAGAUGCUAUACCUUUAAUCCAACAAGCCAAAUCUGAUGGAAUUAAUUUGACCGUAGAAACUUGCUUUCAUUAUUUAUGUUUGUCGUCCGAAAAAAUACCUAAUGGUAAAACUGAAUUUAAAUGUUGUCCCCCUAUUCGUGAAGAAAGUAAUCGAGAAAAACUUUGGCAGGCUUUGUUGGAUGGAACUAUUGAUUAUGUGGUAUCGGAUCAUUCACCUUGUACGGCAGACCUAAAGAAAUUUGAUGAUAAAGAAGAAGAAAGAGAUUUCAUAAAAGCAUGGGGUGGUAUUUCAACGUUACAAUUUGGAUUACCUGUAUUAUGGACCGAAGCUAAAAAUAGAGGUGUUAGCUUUAAACAAUUGUCAACCUGGUUAUCAAAGAAUACUUCCAAACAAGUUGGAUUACAUGAUCGAAAAGGUGAGAUUAAAGUAGGAUUUGAUGCUGAUUUUGUAAUUUGGGAUCCCGAAGAAAAAUUUGAGGUUACAAGUGAACUUAUUCAUUUUAAGAAUAAAGUAACUCCAUAUCUUGGUAAUACUAUUUUUGGAGUUGUACAUAAAUCUAUAAUUAGAGGAAAUAUUGUAUAUGAUAAAAGUAAUGGUGGACUUAUCAAGAUCCCCUGUGGCGAACUAUUGGUUUAAAUUAAUCUACUUGAUUUUGUUUAAUUUUAAAAACAAUUAAAAUAGUUACAAUAAAUAAUUUAUCGUGAUGCUAAAAUUACGUAAAUUUAACAUGAUUAUCAUGAUUAUACAAUAAAUACACGAUUUCUCGAAUAUACGAA